GAGGGAUCUGGGAGGUGAUGCAGUGAUGAGGCUGGUGAAGUGAUGAUGCUGAGGAGGGGAUCCCGGGCUGUAUGGGGAGCUGAGAAAGGCUUCACAUGUAUGGAGACCCUGAUAUAAAGAAUGAUAGGCACCAGAACAUAUGCAAUAAGCCGCAAUAUGAAGCACCACCCCGGCCGAACCCCUGUCAUAUAGUCCAUGAAUUACAGACACCUCUAUGGACAUUUCAUCAUACGGCGGCCGAGCCCUGUUAUCACAAGGGAGUCAUGUGAUGUCUGCAGAUGGAAGUGCAGCUCCGCCCCACGUCUCCACCAUGGCCACGUCAUCCGAAGAAGUGUUACUGAUCGUCAAGAAGGUGCGCCAGAAGAAACAAGAUGGGGCUCUUUACCUGAUGGCCGAAAGGAUCGCCUGGGCUCCCGAGGGGAAGGACCGGUUCACUGUCAGCCACAUGUACGGAGAUAUCAAGUGUCAGAAAAUCAGCCCCGAUGGCAAAGCAAAGGUCCAGCUUCAGCUCGUCCUGCACACGGGAGAGUCCACCAACUUCCAUUUCUCUAAUGAAAGCACAGCGAUAAAGGAGAGGGACGCUGUGAAAGAGCUGCUGCAGCAGCUGCUGCCUAAAUUCAAGAAGAAAGCCAACAAGGAACUGGAGGAAAAGAAUAGGAUGCUGAAGGAGGACCCGGUGUUGUUCCAGCUCUACAAGGACCUUGUGGUCAGUCAGGUGAUCAGCGCCGAGGAGUUCUGGGCGAACCGUCUGAGCCUCAACUCCCUGGAGAACAGCCUGUCCAAUAACAAGCAAGAUGUGGGGAUCUCUGCCGCCUUCCUGGCCGACGUUCGUCCCAUAACUGACGGAUGCAAUGGUCUGAGAUAUAACCUCACCCUGGACAUCAUCGAGUCUAUUUUCCGCACAUAUCCAGCAGUGAAGCUGAAAUACGAUGAAAACGUUCCCCACAACAUGACGGAAAAAGACUUCUGGACGCGUUUUUUUCAGUCCCAUUAUUUCCACAGAGACCGACUUAACACUGGAUCCAAAGACUUGUUUUCGGAGUGCGCCAAACUCGACGAGAAAGGUCUAAAAUCUUUGGUCUCCCAAGGGGUAAAAAAUUCAAUGUUAGAUUUAACGUCUAUGGAAGACAAGUGUCUCGAUGAGGGAUAUGGGAUUUCAUCCGUGCCAUCAACUUCCAAUGCAAAAUCUGUAAAGGAGAACAGCAACGCGGCCAUCAUCAAACGCUUCAACCACCACAGUGCCAUGGUGCUGGCAGCGGGACUCCGAAAAGAAGAAGCACAAAACGACCAAUACAGCGAGACAGGUAGCACAGAUGGAAACUCCCGCGACUCCGACUUCUUCCAGCCCCCUUUAAAGAAGGUGAAGUUGCAGGAGGCCAUAGACUAUGAAGACUUAGAAGAAAGCAAUGGUAUCAAACCAAUAGCACUAAACCUCAAGAAAUCAGAUAGGUAUUACCAUGGUCCAACUCCGGUCCAGUCCCAACAAUACACAACCAGUCAGGAUAUUAUUAACUCCUUUGAUAGUAUUAAACAGCAGAUGGAAAACUAUGUACCAAGACUAACUCAGGUUCUUACAAACAAUGCUGCUAGUAGUACAAUUUCUGCUUUGUCCCCUGGAGGAGCGUUAAUGCUGGGAGGGACCCAGCAAGCCAUAAACCAGAUGGUGCCAAAUGAUAUCCAGUCUGAGCUGAAGCACUUGUAUGUGGCGGUGGGGGAGCUUCUGCGUCAUUUCUGGUCCUGCUUCCCUGUCAAUAGUCCCUUUUUAGAAGAAAAGCUUAUAAAGAUGAGAAGUAAUUUGGAGAGGUUCCAGGUUACUAAGCUGUGUCCAUUCCAGGAGAAGGUGAAGAAGCUGUACCUUAGCACAAACAUCACGAGUCACUUAGAAGAAAUGCUUCAGACGGCGUACAACAAGUUUCAGAUGUGGCAGUCCCGCCGGAUGUUAAAGAAGACAUGAGGUUUUCUCUCCUGGACUUCAAAAUUGAAGAAAAACAAAAAAAAAAAUACACAACUCGCUAAUGGCGACAGGCAAAAGCCCAUGUAUGAAAAAAAACAACGAACAUAUAAAAACCUAACACCCGGCAUAUGUGGGGCGCGGCGGGGUCAGAAGACUCGCACAAUCCUUGGCGCCAAACAGCAGGAGAAUUGACGCCAAAGUUCUCUAUCCAAACGGCUGAAAAACAAGGGGAGAGGACGUCACAUGAUCCUGUUCUGUGCGACUGCUCGUGAAGACGCGCUCCGGAUCCCCUCCAUAAGAUGCUGCUGUGGAAAUAUGAAAAACUUUUUUUUUUUAUUUUUUUUUAUUCUUACCCUCAAAUCGAUACAAUUCUGGCUACUUUGUAUCCCCUAUUAAACCUUUAUACGGCACAGGGUACAGGAUACGUUUUUUCGGUCUUAUAGAUAGGUUUAUGUUCACGUUUGUUACCUGUUAAUAGUUUUGAAAGAAAAGAAAAAAAAAAGUGAAAAAAAUAGUACAUUUUUAUUUUUUUUUUAUUUUUUUUUUUAUACUUAAAUUUUUUUUUUCUUUUCAGGAACUGAUUUCACAGCCCAAAGACAAGAGGAUUAUUUGCACUGCCGGAUUGGCGUCUCGUCUUAUUAUUGCCCGCAAUUACGCCAGUUCUGUAUGCAAAUUACUGUAUAUAUUUACCGUUCUUAUCAUGGGAGAGAAAAAAAAAAUCAAUAAAAAUCCGUUCCCGAUUUUUUAUUUUUUUUUCUCUCGCACUAUUCCUGGGAGAUUCGGGAGGCCGCGCCCUCUCCUCAUGACUGUUACGGUACAGUCGGCGACUUGAUAAUCAUUGGCCACUAGGGGGAACGUGACCGAAGUCGGCAGAAGCCGAGCCUGUGCCAUAGACGUUCAUUUCACUACUUUCGGAAUUCGCUCAUCCUCGGGACGACGCGUCGGGUUAUGGGAGAAGUUUUUUUUUUUUAUUUUAUUUUUUUUUAAAUACUAAGCAGUUUCUA
Hyla sarda is the source of this 2958-nucleotide messenger RNA. RefSeq names its product general transcription factor IIH subunit 1 (gene GTF2H1). The transcript has 16 exons. Lineage: Eukaryota; Metazoa; Chordata; Amphibia; Anura; Hylidae. The record is from RefSeq and is a predicted model, not a curated record. Gene Ontology annotation, biological process: transcription by RNA polymerase I; transcription by RNA polymerase II; nucleotide-excision repair. Gene Ontology annotation, cellular component: transcription factor TFIIH holo complex; transcription factor TFIIH core complex. The coding region runs from base 215 to 1954 and encodes 579 amino acids.